Messenger RNA from Beta vulgaris subsp. vulgaris (sugar beet), 1908 nucleotides. Its product is annotated as scarecrow-like protein 21. Gene Ontology annotation, cellular component: nucleus. The transcript has 2 exons. Gene Ontology annotation, molecular function: sequence-specific DNA binding; DNA-binding transcription factor activity. The record is from RefSeq and is a predicted model, not a curated record. Bases 309 to 1709 code for a protein of 466 amino acids. NCBI's taxonomy places the organism in Eukaryota, Viridiplantae, Streptophyta, Magnoliopsida, Caryophyllales, Amaranthaceae. Gene Ontology annotation, biological process: regulation of DNA-templated transcription.
UAGAAUCUAUCAAUCCCACCGAGUAACCCAGAAGGAAAUUGACCUUCAGGUGAAUAAAUACAGAGAGAGACCUCAUGCUUCUUUUGGACAUAAACUUGCCAUAUCAGAGACUUUUAAAGUUCUAAAGGGAAAAGCUUCUAAUUGAACCCAAGAAAUCAGAAAUUAACUCGGAAUUAGUUCAGAAAUUAAUUAAGGCUCAGACGAAAAAUUCUUCAUUAACAAAAGGCAAGUUUUAGUUGCUGAACAGUUGAUCACCUCUUCAUUGCAUUGUGCUUCUUCCAAGAUCUGAACCAAGGUUGGUGCAGGAAAUGCAGAAUCCAAGAAAUACUCAAGGGUUUUCUUGCACUUUUGAUUCUUCGUUGUUAAUUGGUGCCGAUAACUUUUGUGGAUCUCCAUCGACAGAAAGCAUCUCUGGUAACGGGAGCACAGUUUCACUUAUUGAUCCCGAAUAUUCUUCAAGUGACUCACAUGAUAUUGAUAAUCUAAGGAAUCAGCUCAGAGAGCUCGAGAACGUCAUGAUGGGAACCACUUCAGGUAGCUUUGAAACCGAGAAUUGGCAACGUUUGGUGGAAAUGAUAAAGAGAGGGGAACUUAAGGAGGUGCUAAUUGCGUGCGCAAAAGCAGUAUCUGAUGAUGACUUGCUGACAGCUGAGUGGUUGAUUUCUGAGCUACAACAUAUGGUUUCAGUUUCUGGUGAACCAAUUCAAAGGUUGGGAGCCUACAUGUUAGAAGGGUUAAUUGCAAGAUUUUCUUCUUCAGGAAUUUCCAUUUACAAAACCCUGAAUUGUAACGAACCUACAAGUGGUGAACUCCUCUCACAUAUGCAGUUGCUCUAUGAAGUCUGUCCGUAUUUCAAGUUUGGGUAUAUGUCAGCUAACGGGGCAAUUGCCGAUGCCCUGAAAAACGAGGACCGCAUUCACAUAAUUGAUUUUCAGAUUGCUCAAGGGAGUCAAUGGGUUAGUCUUAUCCAAGCUUUGGCUGCCCGGCCGGGUGGGCCCCCACAAGUUCGUAUAACAGGCAUCGACGAUUCCACAUCUGAGUAUGCUCGUGGAGGAGGACUUAACAUUGUAGGGGAAAGACUGUCUAAGCUUGCAAAGGCUUGCAACCUACCAUUCGAGUUCCAAGCUGCAGCCCUCAGGUGUGGGACUGAGGUUAAGCUUGAGAACUUUGUACUGCGACCCGAAGAAGCAUUAGCCGUAAAUUUUCCUUUCAGAUUGCACCAUAUACCAGAUGAGAGUGUGGGACCUGAGAAUCACCGAGACACGUUAUUGAGGCUCGUUAAGAGCUGGUCACCCAAGGUGGUAACCCUCGUUGAGUAUGAAUUGAACACAAAUACAGCUCCAUUUUUUCCUCGUUUUCUCGAGACACUGGAUUAUUAUUCUGCCAUUUUCGAGUCAAUCAAUGUUACACUCCCUACAGAUCACAAGGAGAGGAUCAAUGUGGAGCAGCAUUGUUUAGCUAAGGAGGUUGUUAACAUUAUAGCAUGUGAAGGCGCUGAGAGAAUAGAACGGCAUGAGCUGCACGGGAAGUGGAAAUCCCGGUUUCUAAUGGCUGGUUUUAACCCAUAUCCUCUGAGCCCACUCGUAAAUGGUACCAUCAGGACUUUAUUGCAGAAGUACAGUAGGAGUUAUGGACUUGAAGAGAGAAAUGGAGCUCUUUACCUCGGAUGGAUGAACCGAGUUUUGGUUACAGCUUGUGCAUGGCAGUAAGGUAAAAUAGCAUUAAUGUAUAACUCAUGUUAGUUCUGAAUAUUCAUUUGCUUUUGUUACUGAAAAAGGAUGGCUGUUGUUAGAUGUAAUUUGUAUUAAUUCUUUUACAAAUGUAAUUCUACUCCUAAAUUCUUCAUUGUAAAACAAUGUAUAUAACAGCUUCAGAAGGAAUCCAAAAAGUUCUGUUUUUUUGAUGUCA